Psylliodes chrysocephalus is the source of this 2473-nucleotide messenger RNA. NCBI's taxonomy places the organism in Eukaryota, Metazoa, Arthropoda, Insecta, Coleoptera, Chrysomelidae. The record is from the annotation of a GenBank genome assembly.
UUUGUUGUUGGGAGUGACAGAGGUGUCGUGUUAGUGCUCUUAAAAACAUGACUUAAAAGCCGAGCAAUGUGAAUAUUUUCACAUUUAUUUUAACAAUACUCAGUGCCAUGUAUUUAACAUUAAAUUAUAGUGUACGGUGCGAGAAAAAAUGACGGUUCCUACGAAAAUCGCGAUUUCUAAAGUGUACAACUUCACGAAAUCUUCACUUUACAAAAGAUACAAAAAUUUCUUCUUUGUGCUGCUCAUAAUUUCUAUAUUUAUAGCUCUUUCCGUUCCUUUAGCAAAUCUCUCCAGUGAUGUAUCUAAAAGUUAUGAGAGAAUUGAUUUUAGGAACUUAAAAAAUCUACCUCUAGUGAAAUUGACGAAUAGUGUUAGCAUAGUGACUCCUAAAAAUUCCCAGUGCACCCAUUGGGACUGCUUUAACAUUUAUAGAUGUGGUCAUACCGGACACGAUAGGAUAGCAGUGUAUGUGUAUCCCCUUAGAAAGUAUGUGGAUGAAAGGGGGGUGCCAGCCACUGAACAUUUAUCUAAAGAAUAUUAUCAUUUACUUAAUACUGUGAUCAAGUCGAAAUAUUACACAGCUAAUCCUGAGGAGGCUUGUAUUUUUAUUCCAUCCAUUGAUACUCUCAACCAAGACAGACUUAGACUGAAUUUAACUUCAAGAGCCCUUAGUUCCCUUCCAUAUUGGAGAGGAGGCGAAAACCAUCUUAUUUUCAACAUGAUUUCUGGUAACUCUCCGGACUUCUCACAAGUGAUCGAAUUAGAUGUGGGCAAUGCAAUGAUAGCCGGAGCUGGUUUCGACACCUACACCUUUAGAGAAAAGUUCGACGUCUCGAUACCGGUGUUCAGUCCCGCAGCUAGAUUAGGAGUGGUUGAAGACAACUCGCAACAAAGAUCUUGGCUAGUAACCUCCUCUCAACUAAACGUAGAUCCAUUUUUUCUCACCGAACUUCAAAAAAUGCGUUACCAUCAUCACGAUUACCUGUUAAUACUCGACGCUUGCCAUAGACACGAAUAUACUCAACGAUGCGAUAUCGAAACCGGAAGGACCUUUAACUAUCCACAGGUCCUUAAGGAGUCAGUUUUUUGUCUCGUAUUUCGCGGCGAAAGAAUGGGCCAAUUCGUUCUUCUGGAAGCCAUGGCGGCCAAUUGCAUACCUGUGAUAAUUUCGGACGGUCACGUUAUGCCGUUCCAUACCAUAAUCGAUUGGAAGCGGUUUUCCAUUUUCAUCAUGGAGAGCCACGUCGAUACUCUCAUGGACGUAGUCAACAGCGUCUCGGAGAAGCGAAUCAAACAUAUGCAGAAGACACUUUUGUACGUCUAUCGAUCGUAUUUUGCUAGCAUGAGGAGGAUCGUUUUAACUACUUUGGAUAUUUUACAAGAGAGGGUGUAUCCGCAUUUGAGCAGGACGUACGACGAAAUUAAUUUAAUGCCCGAAGAAGUAAACAACAAUCCGUUAUUUUUUCCGAUGACGUCACCGAAAUCUCACGGUUUUUCUGCUGUCAUUUUAACUUAUGAUAGAGUAGACAGUUUAUUCACUCUUAUAGAUAGAUUAUCAAAAGUUCCUAGUUUAAUGAAAGUCAUAGUCGUAUGGAAUAAUCAAAAAAAGAAUCCACCUCCAAUGACAGAGUUUCCGAAAAUCCAAAAACCAAUAAACGUUAUUAGAACCGGUGCAAACAAAUUAUCAAAUAGAUUUUAUCCUUACAAGGAAAUCGAAACGGAAGCAGUCUUACACAUCGACGAUGAUAUUGUGAUGUUAACUUCGGAUGAAGUGGAGUUUGCUUACGAAGUUUGGAGGGAGUUUCCAGAUAGAAUAGUCGGGUUUCCUUCAAGGACCCACGUUUGGGACAACUUAACAAACACUUGGAAAUACGAAUCGGAAUGGAUGAAUGAAAUUUCAAUGGUGCUCACUGGCGCAGCUUUUUUACACAAAUAUUGGAGUUAUUUAUACACUAAACAUAUGCCAGCCGACGUAAAAGACUGGGUAGACGAGCACAUGAACUGUGAAGAUAUUGCCAUGAAUUUUUUAGUAGCUAAUGUCACCAAUAAACCACCCAUCAAGGUGACGCCGAGAAAGAAAUUUAAAUGCCCGGAAUGCGCCAGCAACGAAAUGCUUUCCGCAGACUUAGGACAUAUGGUGGAACGUUCCCAAUGCAUUAGCAGAUUCGAGAAGGCCUUCGGACGAAUGCCUCUCAAGUCGGUCGAGUUCAGAGCCGACCCUGUACUCUUCAAAGAUCCAUUCCCAGAAAAGUUAAAACGCUUUAACGAUAUAGGCAGCUUGUAAAUGAUUUUUUUAUAUUAUUUAAAUUUGUAGAUACUUUUUUGUAAAUAUUGUAAAUAAUGUUUCAUUGUUGUACUGAUUUUCGACCAGGGUUAUAUAUUUUUUAUAUGUUCUAUAAUUUUUUAUUGUUCAUUGUUUGUACAUUGUUGUAAAUUCGAAACAUAAAUUAUAUAUUAUUUAAAUUUACGGAAA